CGAGACGGCGCGUCGGCCUCUGGCAUUUAUCGAACGGUUACACGCGUUGCGAAGCCAGCACUCGUUUCUGCAGUAGAACGAGGAUCGCCUACAAUUAGUGCUACGCCAGCAGAGAGGCCUUAACAGAGCAGCACAAGCGCCACGGCGGCGCGCAUAAGUGCCGCGGCGCGCGUAAGUGCCGACGACGCCUUGCGCUGACGCAGCGCUCGAAGAAAGAUAAUGCCGCGCUCUCGCAGCCGCAGCCGCAGCCGCGGCCGGCGGCGCCGCAGCCGCUCUCGUGACCGCCGCGACCGCCGCGACGACCGCGACCGCGACCGCUCGCGGAGAGACCGAGAUAGAAGCAGAGAUCGGAGGCCGCAGCCGUCGUCGCGGGCCCGGGCCGAGGAGGAGGCAAGUAAAAGACGACGAGACGAGGCCCGGGUCCCCGAGCCCGUGGAUGUCCUAAAUCAGGACGAUGGGAUUGAAGUGGAUGAGGCCGAGGUGGAGGCCUUCCUCGCGUCCGACGACGAGGACGCGCGCGAGGCGAAGCGCGCGGCGGAACGUAGGAAGCGGCGCCAGGCGAUUGAGCGGAAGCACGCCGCCGCGAAGGAGGCUCCACAACCAAUUGUAGAAGAUCCAUCAAAGGCCCAAGAGGAGCAGAGCGCACGAGACAAGGCCGUCAAAUACGAAGUGACGCCUUUGGGGUUGACGGAGGUCAAGCCAGAUGAUGAUGCGUUCGACAUGUUUACUGGUGAGGGCGACAUCGACGCGCCCGCGCCGGUCAAAGUGGGCAAACGCGCGACGGCGGCGCAACUACUCGCGGGAGAGUUGGGUGAGGAAGAACAGGCGAACUGGGACGACACGGACGGGUACUACAUGGCGAGGCCUGGAGAAACGAUUGAUGGGCGGUAUCGCGUCCUCGGUGUGGUCGGACGAGGCGUCUUCUCGUCCGUACUGAAAGCACGAGACGAAGUCCAAGAGAAAGAAAAGAACGAACCGUGCUACGUCGCCGUGAAGAUGAUCCGGAACAACGAGACGAUGACGAAGGCCGCCGCCAAAGAGAUUGAGUUACUGCGGGAAAUUUCUGCCGGUGACCCCAAUGGAAGGUGUCAUUGUGUCAGGUUGCUCAAUGAGACGGAGCACCGGGCCCACACCGCGUUGAUCUUCGAGUCCAUGGCGAUGAACCUGAGGGAAGCUCUCAAAAAGUAUGGUAAACAUGUCGGUAUAAAUAUCGACGCUGUUAGGAUAUAUGCCAAGCAACUUUUAUUCGCUCUGAGGCAUUUGUACAAGCUACGAAUAGUGCACGCUGAUAUCAAGCCAGAUAACAUACUGGUAAGCGAGAACAACGCUGUUCUUAGAAUAUGUGAUUUCGGGUCAGCUUUUCGCGAGUCCGAUCCUGGGUGUAGCGACCCGUCUCCUUAUCUCGUCAGUCGUUUCUAUCGCGCUCCGGAGAUCAUUCUAGGGUUGAAAUACGACACAAGGGUCGACCUGUGGUCGAUCGCGACGUGUCUCUAUGAAUUGUAUACGGGGCACAUCAUGUACCCCGGCGUCGACAACAACAACAUGCUGCGGCUCAUGAUGGAGUUGAAAGGAAGGUUUCCGGUGCGCAUGCUACGAGCUCAUGUCCGAGUAUAUACCGAGUUGCUACUCUUGGACCCGCACUUCCUAGAUGUGCAGUCGUCGUUCAAAUUCCAGCACCGGGUGUUGGAUGAAAGGACGAAGGAGCCGCGCCUGACACUUGUGUCCAUCGACAAGCCGACUCGAUCCAUAGCGCAGACGUUUUUAUCCAAAAAAGCGGGCGCCGACGACAAGCGAACUGUCUUAGAUCUGGCCGACUUCCUGGAGCAGGUCUGCAUGCUCAAUCCGGACAAUCGGCCGUCGGUGAACGAGUGCCUGAAGCACCGCUUCGUCGCGGGCCGCCAGGAGCACCCGCGCGACAAGAAGCCGCCGGAGGCUUCAACAGGUGGUGGGUCCGUGCGGUCGCGGUCGCCGGGGCGGCUCUGA
Messenger RNA from Pelagomonas calceolata, 1983 nucleotides. Lineage: Eukaryota; Pelagophyceae; Pelagomonadales; Pelagomonadaceae. The record is from the annotation of a GenBank genome assembly.